AUGCAGGCGCGCUACUCCGUGUCCAGCCCCAACUCCCUGGGAGUGGUGCCCUACCUCGGCGGCGAGCAGAGCUACUACCGCGCGGCGGCGGCAGCGGCCGGGGGCGGCUACACAGCCAUGCCGGCCCCCAUGAGCGUGUACUCGCACCCGGCACACGCCGAGCAAUACCCGGGCGGCAUGGCGCGCGCCUACGGGCCCUACACGCCCCAGCCACAGCCCAAGGAUAUGGUGAAGCCGCCCUACAGCUACAUCGCGCUCAUCACCAUGGCCAUCCAGAAUGCCCCGGACAAGAAGAUCACCCUCAACGGCAUCUACCAGUUCAUCAUGGACCGUUUCCCCUUCUACCGGGACAAUAAGCAGGGCUGGCAGAACAGCAUCCGCCACAACCUCUCGCUCAACGAGUGCUUCGUGAAGGUGCCCCGCGACGACAAGAAGCCGGGCAAGGGCAGCUACUGGACGCUGGACCCGGACUCGUACAACAUGUUCGAGAACGGCAGCUUCCUGCGGCGGCGACGGCGCUUCAAGAAGAAGGACGCGGUGAAGGACAAGGAGGAGAAGGACCGGCUGCACCUCAAAGAGCCUCCGCCACCGCCGCCAGGCCGCCAGCCUCCGCCCGCGCCGCCGGAGCAGGCAGACGGCGCCGCGCCCGGACCGCAGCCGCCGCCGGUGCGCAUCCAGGACAUCAAGACUGAGAACGGUACGUGCCCCUCGCCGCCCCAGCCCCUGUCCCCGGCCGCCGCCCUGGGUAGCGGCAGCGCCGCCACGGUGCCCAAAAUUGAGAGCCCCGACAGCAGCAGCAGCAGUCUGUCGAGCGGGAGCAGCCCUCCGGGCAGCCUGCCUUCGGCGCGACCGCUGAGCCUGGACGGUGCGGAUCCCGCACCGCCUCCGCAGUCCGCGCAACCUGCGCCGCCGCCACACCACAGCCAGGGCUUCAGCGUGGACAACAUCAUGACUUCACUCCGGGGGUCGCCUCAGGGCACAGCCGCGGAGCUCAGCUCUGGCCUCCUGGCCUCGGCGGCCGCGUCCUCGCGCGCGGGCAUCGCACCCCCGCUGACGCUCGGAGCCUACUCGCCUGGCCAGAGCUCCCUCUACAGCUCCCCCUGCAGCCAGAGCUCCAGCGCCGGCAGCUCCGGCGGCGGCGGCGGCGGCGGCGGCGGGGGCGGCGCUGGGGGCGCUGGGGGCGCCGGGACCUACCACUGCAACCUGCAGGCCAUGAGUCUGUAUGCCGCCGGCGAACGCGGCGGCCACUUGCAGGGCGCACCCGGGGGCGCGGGCGGCUCAGCAGUGGAAGACUCCCUGCCUGACUACUCUUUGCCUCCAGUCACCAGCAGCAGCUCAUCGUCCCUGAGUCACGGCGGGGGCGGCCAGGAGACCGGCCACCACCCUGCAGCCCACCAAGGCCGGCUCACCUCAUGGUACCUGAACCAGGCGGGCGGUGACCUGGGCCAUUUGGCGAGCGCGGCGGCGGCAGCGGCGGCCGCGGGCUACCCCGGGCAGCAGCAGAACUUCCACUCGGUGCGGGAGAUGUUUGAGUCGCAGCGGAUCGGCUUGAACAACUCUCCGGUGAACGGGAAUAGUAGCUGUCAGAUGGCCUUCCCUGCCAGCCAGUCUCUGUAUCGCACGUCCGGGGCUUUUGUCUAUGACUGUAGCAAGUUUUGA
This is a messenger RNA of Marmota flaviventris (yellow-bellied marmot), 1659 nucleotides long. RefSeq names its product forkhead box C1 (gene Foxc1). NCBI's taxonomy places the organism in Eukaryota, Metazoa, Chordata, Mammalia, Rodentia, Sciuridae. The record is from RefSeq and is a predicted model, not a curated record. Gene Ontology annotation, molecular function: DNA-binding transcription factor activity, RNA polymerase II-specific; RNA polymerase II cis-regulatory region sequence-specific DNA binding. Gene Ontology annotation, biological process: cell differentiation; anatomical structure morphogenesis; regulation of transcription by RNA polymerase II.